Molecule: messenger RNA, 1443 nt
Organism: Closterium sp. NIES-65
Lineage: Eukaryota; Viridiplantae; Streptophyta; Zygnematophyceae; Desmidiales; Closteriaceae
Source: the annotation of a GenBank genome assembly
AUGGAAUAUGGGAGAAGGGGAUGGAAUCUGGGAGAAGGGGAUGGAAUCUGGGAGAAGGGGAUGGAAUUAGGGAGAAGGGGAUGGAAGCUGGGAGAAGGGGAUGGAAUCUGGGAGAAGGGGAUGGAAUCUAGGAGAAGGGGAUGGAAUCUAGGAGAAGGGGAUGGAAUCAGGGAGAAGGGGAUGGAAUAUGGGAGAAGGGGAUGGAAUCUGGGAGAAGGGGAUGGAAUCGGAGAGAAGGGGAUGGAAUAUGGGAGAAGGGGAUGGAAUCUGGGAGAAGGGGAUGGAAUCUGGGAGAAGGGGAUGGAAUCUGGGAGAAGGGGAUGGAAUCUAGGAGAAGGGGAUGGAAUCUGGGAUGGAAGCUGGGAGAAGGGGAUGGAAUCUGGGAGAAGGGGAUGGAAUCUGGGAGAAGGGGAUGGAAUCUGGGAGAAGGGGAUGGAAUCUGGGAGAAGGGGCUGGAAUCUGGGAGAAGGGGAUGGAAUCGGGGAGAAGGGGAUGGAAUCUGGGAGAAGGGGAUGGAAUCUGGGAGAAGGGGAUGGAAUCUGGGAGAAGGGGAUGGAAUCAGGGAGAAGGGGAUGGAAUAUGGGAGAAGGGGAUGGAAUCUGGGAGAAGGGGAUGGAAUCGGAGAGAAGGGGAUGGAAUAUGGGAGAAGGGGAUGGAAUCUGGGAGAAGGGGAUGGAACCUGGGAGAAGGAGAUGGAAUGAGGGAGAAGGGGAUGUAAUCUUGGACAAGGGGAUGGAAUCUGGGAGAAGGGGAUGGAAUCUGGGAGAAGGGGAUGGAAUCUGGGAGAAGGGGAUCGAAUCAGAGAGAAGGGGAUGGAAUCAGGGAGAAGGGGAUGGAAUCUGGGAGAAGGGGAUGGAAUCUGGGAGAAGGGGAUGGAAUCUAGGAGAAGGGGAUGGAAUCUGGGAGAAGGGGAUGGAAUUUGGGAGAAGGGGAUGGAAUCUGGGAGAAGGGGAUGGAAUCUGGAAGAAGGGGAUGGAAUCUGAGAAAAGGGGAUGGAAUCUGGGAGAAGGGGAUGGAAUAUGGGAGAAGGGGAUGGAAUCUGGGAGAAGGGGAUGGAAUCUGGGAGAAGGGGAUCGAAUCAGGGAGAAGGGGAUGGAAUCUGGGAGAAGGGGAUGGAAUCUGCGAGAAGGGGAUGGAAUAUGGGAGAAGGGGAUGAAAUUUGUCAGAAGGGGAUGGAAUUUGGGAGAAGGGGAGGGAAUCUGGAAGAAGGGGGUGGAAUCUGGGAGAAGGAGAUGGAAUGAGGGAGAAGGGGAUGGAAUCUGGGAGAAGGGGAUGGAAUCUGGGAGAAGGGGAUGGAAUAUGGGAGAAGGGGAUGGAAUCUGGGAGAAGGGGAUGGAAUCGGAGAGAAGGGGAUGGAAUAUGGGAGAAGGGGAUGGAAUCUGGGAGAAGGGGAUGGAAUCUGGGAGAAGGGGAUGGAAUCUGGGAGAAGGGGAUGGAAUCUAG